This is a messenger RNA of Peronospora belbahrii, 531 nucleotides long. The record is from the annotation of a GenBank genome assembly. NCBI's taxonomy places the organism in Eukaryota, Oomycota, Peronosporomycetes, Peronosporales, Peronosporaceae.
AUGGAUGCCUUUUUUCAAAAGAUUGCAAGCAGUCUGCUCUUUACUUCUGCCAAGUCUGUUUCAAGCACGAAGACUAAGCAACCAAAGCCUGUGCUUCUUGCGUCUGGCACCCCACGUUCGCAUUCCGUGCAUCAACGCACAUCGUCCACGGACAAGUCCCGCGACAUACCACGCCGUCGUAUCGCUCAUUGGGACAAGAAGCGAGAAAAGUGUGCGAAUUGCGACCAUAUUUACCUCAAAACGUUGAGCCAACAUCCUGGUUUCUGCUCGGUCGAUUGCAAGUCGAAUAUGGUCUACUUGGACAAGAUAAACCGUACAAUUCACGCCAUGAAGGACGCAGUACAAAAGCAACGUCGACAAAAGGAAGACCAAAAUAAAGUAGAGGAACACGAACAUCCGACGUCUCAUGAGGACGACGAUGAUGAAGUGGAGGAUAUGGAAACGAAAUGCAAAACUUUUGCUGAGUUUGGUCUCGAGUCACGUAUUCUUGACGCCAGUAAAGUCGAGUGGGCGUUUAGCGCUAUGUAUUAG